AUGUCUGACCUCAUCGAGUCCGAGAAGAAGGGUCCCCUGCCCGAAGUCCAUCUCGUCGAGACGCGAGACACAGAGACCAGGGGGAAUUCACAAGGGGAAACGUCGUCAGGGCCAGACAACAAAAAUGCAUAUCCGGAGCUACUCGCUUAUAGCUGGCCGACGUGGAAAAAAUGGGUUCAUCUGACGGUGGUAUUCUUCGUUCAGAUAUCCAUGAACUACAAUGCAUCUGUUGUCGGGAACGCCCUGGGCCUUCUCGAAAAAAGGUUUGAAAUCACGGAAUUUCAGGCCCGACUUCAGAUGUUUGCAUUCCUUGUUGCAUAUGCUUUUGGUUGUGAGCUCUGGGCACCUUGGAGCGAGGACUUUGGACGCAGAUGGAUCUUGACGGGCAGUCUGUUGCUCGUAAACAUCUGGGCAGCCAUGUGUGGUAGUGCUACAAACUUCACCACUAUCAUGGUUGGCCGUGUUCUUGGUGGUUUAUGCUCUGCUGGUGGCUCUAUCACUCUCGGCAUCGUCGCCGAUAUGUUCCGACCUGACGAGCAAGGCUAUGCGGUGAACUUCGUCGUCCUAGCCUCUGUCAGUGGAUCGGUGGUCGGGCCUGUCGUCGGUGGCUAUCUGGAAGAGAAUGUCGAAUGGGAAUGGAACUUCUGGUCCCAGGUGAUAUUCGGUGUUCUCGUCAUGGCCGCCUUCGUAGCAUUGCCCGAAACGAGAGCCAAGGAGAUCCUCAACUCCAAGGCAAAAGCCUUACGGACUGAUGCGGCGAAAGAGGGCAGACCAUGUCACAUCAAGGGACCAAGGGAAAACGUAGAUAUCAUGAGCAGACGGCAAAUUCUUACCGGUCAUCCAGAAACGUGGAGACACAUCUUCACCAUCUGGCUUCGACCCUUCAAGAUGUUUGUCACAGAGCCUAUCGUACUGUUUCUGUCGCUACUCAGCGGAUUCAGUGAUGCUCUGAUAUUUACGUUCCUGAAUUCCUAUGGUGUUGUGUUCAAGGAGCCCUAUAAAUUAGGGCCUGUUCAGAUUGGGCAUGGGUUCCUCUUCCUCAUCGUUGGCUACAUCAUUGGGUAUGUGGCUUACAUCGUCGAUUUCUGGGUCAAGAAGAGGAGGUCAAAGAGGUCCGGCGAGCCAAUUAAUCCGGAAUCGCGUCUGUUCCUUCUGUUGUUCAUUGCUCCCUUCCUGCCCGUAGGCAUGUUCCUCUUCGCCUGGCUCAGUGAGCCUAGCAUCGUUUCCAGCCCGUGGCCUGCGCUCUCCUCCACCGUGUUGGUCGGUAUCGCAAACUACGCCAUCUAUCUCGCCACCGUUGAUUACAUGGUCGCCGCCUAUGGUGCCUUUGCUGCUUCUGCCACUGGUGGUAACGGUUUUGCCCGUGAUCUGCUCGCUGGUAUCUCAGCACUAUACGCAAAUCCUUUGUACGAGAACGUUGGACGACCUGAGAACACCAGGAAUGGGAGUGUCAUACUUGCGUGCAUAUCGAUCGGUGUAAUCAUACCGAUCUAUGCAUUCUACUUCAAGGGCGAAUGGAUUCGGGGACACAGCAGUAUGGCAGAGGAUUUCAAGAAGCAGGAAGCUGUUCGGGAAGAGCAAUUGACCGGCUCACGCCGACCGACUCCUAUUGGCUCUCGUCGGAACUCCUCCACUGGGGAAGUGGACAUCGCCUUCGGAACGGCAUAA
Messenger RNA from Pseudovirgaria hyperparasitica, 1668 nucleotides. RefSeq names its product MFS general substrate transporter. Gene Ontology annotation, biological process: transmembrane transport. The transcript has 7 exons. Lineage: Eukaryota; Fungi; Ascomycota; Dothideomycetes; Acrospermales; Acrospermaceae. Gene Ontology annotation, molecular function: transmembrane transporter activity. Bases 1 to 1668 code for a protein of 555 amino acids. The record is from RefSeq and is a predicted model, not a curated record.